Wasmannia auropunctata (little fire ant) is the source of this 786-nucleotide messenger RNA. It is a transcript of the gene Scp2, whose product is annotated as calexcitin-2. Lineage: Eukaryota; Metazoa; Arthropoda; Insecta; Hymenoptera; Formicidae. The transcript is spliced from 6 exons. The record is from RefSeq and is a predicted model, not a curated record. Bases 22 to 573 code for a protein of 183 amino acids. Gene Ontology annotation, molecular function: calcium ion binding.
UGUACUCCGUAGGGUCCAAAGAUGCCGUUAUCGGAGUUCCGCAAGAAAAAAUUACUCUUCGUCUUCAACGCUUUCUUCGAUGUUAAUCAAAGUGGCACCAUCGACAUGAAGGAUUUCGACCUCGCCGUGCAACGAAUCUGCAACUCCAGGCAUUGGAAACCGGAUGACGUCAUGUCGCAAAACAUCAAAGACACUCUAACGAAGGUUUGGGAGGGACUGAAGCAACGGGCGGAUGCCGAUCAAGACGGACAGAUCAGUCGAGACGAGUGGUACUCGAUGUGGGAGGAGUACGCGAAAGAUCCGGCGCACGCACUCGAGUGGCAGCAAACGUACAUGAACUUCAUGUUCGAUCUCGAGGACUCUUCCGGUGAUGGAUCGAUCGACGAGACUGAAUUCAGCAAGGUGUGCGGCAGUCACGGCGUCGAGGAGACCGAGGCGCGCGAGGCGUUCAAGAAACUGGGGGUGGGUAAGGAGGUGACUCGCGAGAAAUUUGCCGAUUUGUGGAAGCAAUAUUUCUGCUCCGACGACCCGAGCGUACCUGGAAACUUUAUAUUCGGAAAGACCUCUUUCUAAACUCCGUCACCCUGUGAGAUUUUAAGGCGCGCGCAUAUACAUACACACAUGUAUAUUUUACGACAGAUUGUUAUUAUUAUUUAACGCUAAACGUUACGGCUCGCUAAUGAAAAUAGACGCAAACCCUGUAAUCUAAUAGUCAAAAUUCUAUUUCGUUUACUGCUCUCCUGUGUAAUUAUAUCAAGACGAUGAAUAUAAUUAUAAUUAAACGAU